GAUCUGCCCAAAUCCCCUCCGUUUGCUUGCCGUCUUCUCUGGCUCCCAUUCCAUUUCCGCGAGGAGACGAGGAGGGGAGGGAGGCACGACGCCGCCGCCGCCGCCGCCGCCGCUUCCGCUUCGACUUCGGCUUCGGUUUCCACGAGAGUUCUAGCAAAAGUCUUCUGGACUGUUCAUUUUCCUGCAUUUUGGUAUGGACGAAUCCUCCUGUAGAUCCACUACUCCAGUUGGGUUUCUUAGAAGAGGUUCUGGCAUUUCCUUGAGAAAUCAAAGCAACGAGGAUAGGCCAAGCCAAUACAACAAGCAGCCAGGGAAGAGUUCAAAUCUCAAUCCUGUAAAAUCACGGUUCACUGAAAAUAAAGAGAAGCCAAGGUAUUUUCAAGGGCCGUUUCAUUCUUCAGGCUCCAGGGCCUCAUCUGUAAGCUCUUCAAAAGCUCCUGUUAGAAAAUAUUGUGAUGAGAGACAAAAACGGCCCUUUUUGGCAGAGACAGACAUUGCUGAAAGCAGUAACAGAAGAACCGAGGUUAGAUGCCUACAACGUGGCAAGAAAGCUUCUGUAUUUGGCGAUGGGCAUCCAUACAUGCAGAAGGGUACAUCAGAAGCUUCAUCAUCCUCAACAACUACUGAAGAAAGCUUGCCAGAAGAGCAUGAUCUUGGAGUUUUAGAUGUUUCUGGUUCUUCAGGGAAUUCUGCACAUGCAGUUAAUUCCAGAAAUACUGCAUUGAGUGCUAUGGCACAUAGGCAAAAGGAUAAAGAAGAAUUGAAUUCAGGUAGUCAUCAAGGUGCUUCCACUUUUGUUCGUCGACGUACUUUACCUCAAAGUUUUACCACUGGUGUCAAGUCAUCAACUGCCCCUAGCACUAACAUUACUGGAGCACAGAGACGUGGUCUAAAAAAUCUUGGUUGCACUUCAAUAUCUGAUGUUCUGCCUUCAGGAUGUUCUUCAUCUGAUUCUGUCCGUGAUAGGAGGGUCGAAGUUACAAAGAAGAGAACUUCUGAUGCAGAAAGUUCUUCAAGAUCAAGGGGAAUAAGUGAACAAUCUAAUUUAAGUCAGCCACGUGCUAGUUAUCCGGGUAGUACUGGUCCUAGAGCUAGAGCUGUUGAACAAUUAGCUUCUCAACAAAUAGCAAGGACCAAUAGCAGAAGUAUUCAGGAUCCUACAGAUUCGAUAAGGACUAGACGACCUUUUACUCUGCGUGCCAGGGAGAGGAUGAUACCAGGUGAAAGAGAGGACAGCGUAUUUGCUCUGCAUGAGACUGUUGCAAGCGUUCAUCCAGAAUGUGGUCAUUUUCACACAGAUGGUGCUCCCCCAGAGAGAUUAGGAAGACCCUUUUAUGCAGAAUUACCUCAUGCUAUUUAUUCAUCUAAUCGUCAAGGCUCAAGUAGUCAGACAGCAAGGAGAAGAUCUACGUCUCGUACUGAGGAAAGCCCUCAACGGAUGUUCCAUGGUAUGUUUGGGGAGAGAGACGGCUACAGGCACGUAAGCAUGGAAGGUAUUGCACAGGCAUUGCUAGCAUUGGAUAGGAUUGAACAUGAUGAUGAAUUGACUUAUGAGCAACUGCUGGUGCUAGAAACUAAUCUGCUCUUAAGCGGCCUUGAUUUGCACGAUCAGCACGAAGAUUUGAGAUUGGAUAUCGACAAUAUGUCAUAUGAGGAACUACUUGCUUUAGAAGAUCAUAUUGGCUCAGUGAGUACUGCCCUUACUGAAGAGCAAUUUGCCAAGUGUGUAAACCAAAGUGUGUAUGAAGCAAGAAAUUCUGGUAGAGAUGUGAACAAGAUUGCAGCAGAUGAUGUGAAAUGUAGCAUAUGUCAGGAGGAAUACAUUGAAGGUGAAGAGAUUGGUACAAUGCAAUGUGAACAUCAGUACCAUGUGUGCUGUAUUCACGAAUGGCUUAGACAGAAGAACUGGUGUCCAAUAUGCAAAGCUUCAGCUAUACCUUCAGAGAUGAACAAGGGAGACGCAUGAAUCUUGGCUCAGACUUGUAAAUAGCAUGGAUUUAUGAUUAGAAUGAUGCUGACGCAGUUCACCUCAAUCUGUGGAUAUGAUAGACCCUCUAUCUCUCCCUGGAACCCCAGCAAUCUUUUGUUACUGCAUCUUUCAUCUUCUUAGCACACCCUUGUGAAAUAUGAGCCCUGCUUGACAGUAGUAUGGUCAGAAACUCGAAAAUAAUGGGGUUCUCCUUGAGAAAUCUCUCCGGAUAAUAAAUAGGAAAUGGUUCUCCUUGAUUGA
Molecule: messenger RNA, 2230 nt
Organism: Sorghum bicolor (sorghum)
Lineage: Eukaryota; Viridiplantae; Streptophyta; Magnoliopsida; Poales; Poaceae
Exons: 6
Coding region: 194-1966 (590 amino acids)
Molecular function (GO): ubiquitin protein ligase activity
Source: RefSeq, a predicted model, not a curated record